AUGUCUAAGCCAGCCGCAAAGACCUCUUCCCCGUUGGCCAAGCAGCAAAAGAAUGUCCGAGAAAACAAUAUGAAGGGACUGAUCGCAGCAAUCGAGAGGGACUACAACCUUUCGAAGAAUGCCGCCAAGAAGAAGAAUAUCGAAGCUUGCCUGAAGAAGGCCAAGGAGCCGGGAGCCUACCUGACUGGAUUUGAUGUCCUUUUCGCUGUUGACCAGCAGAAAGCGCACAUUGUCAAGGAUGAUGCAUACGAGAAGGUAUUCGAGAAGUUGACCAGUCAGAACAGGCAGCUGUUGUAUUCCAGGCGCGGCACAAUUGAGCAGAUGACGGCUGGCGGCUCACCACCAAAGUACACACCAAAGACCACUAAGCCCAAAGGUCCCGAUAGGGAGCAGAUGAUGCAAGCAGCCACAUACAUGAUGCUGCAGCCAAGGCUUGACGGGAUGGGGAUGACGACAAUGCACCAGAUUUACGCCACAAUUCGUCUUCCGGAAAGAUGGAUACAGGCGGGACUGGAACCCGCGAAGGUCGAGGCUGCAAAGAAAGGUGUAAACUUCACGGUUGCUUUCGACACCGGUUCUUCAUUGCAGACACUCCCGAAAAAGGUUUGGGAAGCCAUUGCCGGCGUGAACGGCGCAUCUUACGAAGGCCCAGUGGAUCCCGGUACCAUCACUGGAGUUACUGGCCAGGAAAACAGACCAUUCGUCAAAGUCGAGAUCGCCUACUUCCGCGACAGGGAAUGCAAGGAGCAAUUAGGGAAGUGGAGAGAGAUCAGAGCUUGCUACGCUUCGACCGACGACGCACACCCUCUUACUGGGAAAGAAAUUUACGACGACUUCGCCUUUAUUUUGCCGAAAAAUAACGGAGCCCUGAUUAUGGGCACUAAGAAGCCUGCUGUGAUUUGGGAAUAUCUUAGGAGGAGCAAGGAGAUCGAAGACUUUAGGCAGGUACAGCAGUGGGCUGCUGCCAUGGUUGACGCCGGAGCACCUGUAGGUUCAUGA
Messenger RNA from Diaporthe amygdali, 999 nucleotides. RefSeq lists its product as uncharacterized. The record is from RefSeq and is a predicted model, not a curated record. Bases 1 to 999 code for a protein of 332 amino acids. The transcript is spliced from 4 exons. Lineage: Eukaryota; Fungi; Ascomycota; Sordariomycetes; Diaporthales; Diaporthaceae.